AUGUGGCGGUCGACGGCGAAAACGUCCAACAAAAAUUUGGGGCCCGUGGUCAACCCGGGGCUUGGCGGCAACCACGGCUGCGGUGGACCUUUCCCAGGUUAUGGGGGCGGUGCUUCACGGGGCCAGUUUUCCUCGAGCCCGACGGCUGGCAGCGCCACCUCCGGCCAAUAUUACCGCUUUCUCCUUCUAUUGGAGGAGGCCACCCUUCACGGCGGCGAGGUGGGAAACGCCCAACUGGCGCCCUCGAUUGCCUGUCGCUGUUUCGUGGUGGCAAACUUCCACCAGGCUGCAGACGUCCUCAAAUUAGCCUGCACGCACCUCACAUGCGUUCACGAUCUCCCAGGCCUCGACGCGUUAUGGGCGGGCCAGUGCGAGGGCAACCGCAUUGCUGACCACGCGGUGGACUCGUUCGGCGCCCACGAUGUGCACCCUCAUGCACACGUCGCUUCCGCAAUACCACCUUGCGUUUCAAACGCGGCCGCCUCUUUCUAUCAAGGGCUUUCCGCGCCAAUAUUCGUCUCCGGGAUAGGGAGGUCCCGGACUUCACCACCGUGGAAGACAUGGCCGUCGCUCUAA
Molecule: messenger RNA, 576 nt
Organism: Pyricularia grisea
Lineage: Eukaryota; Fungi; Ascomycota; Sordariomycetes; Magnaporthales; Pyriculariaceae
Exons: 4
Coding region: 1-576 (191 amino acids)
Source: RefSeq, a predicted model, not a curated record